Messenger RNA from Drosophila pseudoobscura, 6542 nucleotides. It is a transcript of the gene mam, whose product is annotated as neurogenic protein mastermind. The coding region runs from base 798 to 5762 and encodes 1654 amino acids. The record is from RefSeq and is a predicted model, not a curated record. Gene Ontology annotation, molecular function: transcription coactivator activity. Gene Ontology annotation, biological process: chromosome segregation; CENP-A containing chromatin assembly; Notch signaling pathway. Lineage: Eukaryota; Metazoa; Arthropoda; Insecta; Diptera; Drosophilidae. Gene Ontology annotation, cellular component: nucleus; chromosome, centromeric region; chromatin. The transcript is spliced from 7 exons.
AGCAACAUGAAUAGUAAAAAUGGGCACAUUGCAGCCAGAAAAAUGAAAAAAUGGUCUCACAAAUUUUUCUGCCGCGAUCAAUGAAACAACAAAACUGUGCCGAAUUUUCUUCUGAAUUCCGAAAAUUCCGCCAAAAUUAAAUAAAUGUAUUAUCCAUUGUUUAUAAUUUCGGGUUCUUAAUUUUUUCGGACUUUCGGUACAACAAGUAAACUAAAAAGUGCUUCCACUGUGAACAUGUUUAAACAAAGAAUUAAAUAAAGAGUGGCUUGUGUGUUGAACUGUGCUCGAAACAGCUUGGAUAAAAAGUUACUCAAUUGAUUGUUUAUGUAGUGUUUAUAAUAUUAUUUACAAUUGCAAAUAUCAAAUAAAAACAAAAACAAAAGUGAACAACCAAUAUCUGUGGAAAUACUACGAGUAAUUGACUACUAAAUGGAAUACUAUAAUAAAUAAACAAAAUCAAAUUGGAUUAUCGCCCAGCUGCUGGGAGCUUGCCCCAAGAUGAUGACCUUGCCGCCGUUCGGCUGGUUCCACUUUCUCCAGCUUCCUUUGCACCGCUCGACGUAGAACCCCCACGGACUUCCACAGAGGGGAAACCCUCACCAGCUCCAAUCAAAGCGUCAGCCACUGCCACUAGUAGCCAUACAUCAGAUACAAUAUAUAUAUAGUUUAUAUAUAUAUAUAGAUUUGGCCCAGCGUCUUGUUCUUCGUGAUUUCGUCGCUGUCAGCGCUCGACGCCGACUGAGACGAGAGCAGCGAAGCAACGAGAGCACAGCGAAAGCCUCACCACGGACGCAUUUAUGGAUGCGGGCGGCCUGCCAGUCUUCCAAGCCAGCCAAGCAGCCGCAGCCGUCGCCCAGCAGCAGCAGCAGCAGCAACAACAGCAGCAACAUCAGCAUCUGAAUCUCCAACUGCAUCCGCAGCACUUGGGCCUACACCUGCAACAGCAACAGCAACUGCAACUGCAACACAAUGCACAGGCGCAACAGCAGCAGCAGCAGCAGCAGCAGCAGCAGAUACAAGUGCAACAACAGCAGCAGCAGCAGCACUCUCCCUACAAUGCCAACCUGGGAGCAACAGCCGGAAUCGUCGGCGGCCUUGUUGCUGGCGGCAACGGAGCUGGCGGCCCUCCAAAUCCAGGAGUCAGCCUCGGACCCAACAGUGGGGGCGGCGGCCCAUCGCCUAGCGAUGCCCUGCCACCCAAGCGACAGCCCAACGUGGACCGACUGCGACGCCGCAUGGAGAACUACCGACGACGGCAGACGGAUUGCGUGCCGCGAUACGAGCAGACCUUCAGCACCGUCUGCGAGCAGCAGAACCAGGAGACCACGGCCCUGCAGAAGCGCUUCCUCGAGAGCAAGAACAAGCGGGCGGCCAAGAAGACCGACAAGAAGCUGCCCGAUCCCCAGCAGCACCAGCAGCAGCAGCAGCACCAGCAACAUCAGCAGCAGCAACAUCAGCAACAGCAGCACCAACAGGCGGCACAGACGAUGUUAGCCGGACAACUGCAGAGCAGUGUUCAUGUGCAACAAAAAUUCCUUAAACGACCAGCGGAGGAUGUUGACAAUGGCGCCGAGAACUUUGAGCCGCCGCAUAAGUUGCCCAACAACAACAACAACAAUAGCAACAGCAACAACAACAACGGCUCGAAUGCCAACAACAAUGGGAACAACAACGGCAACAGCGGCAGCAACAACUCCGGCAACAGCGGCAACAGCAACAACAACGGCUCUGAGAAUCUAACCAAAUUCUCGGUGGAAAUCGUCCAGCAGCUGGAGUUCACGACCUCUGCGGCCAAUUCACAGCCGCAGCAGAUCAGCACGAAUGUCACAGUGAAGGCCCUGACCAACACCUCGGUGAAGAGCGAACCAGGAGUGGGCGUCGGCGGCGGUGGUGGUGGUGUAAACGGAGGAGGUGGAAACAGCGGCGGUGGUGGCAACAGCGGAGGCGAUCAGCAGCAGCAGCAACAGCACCAACAACAGCAACAUCAUCCACAGCAGCAUCAGCACCAGCAACAGCAGCACCAGCACCAGAACCAGCACCAACAAGGCGGCGGACUGGGUGGCCUCGGCAAUAAUGGGCGUGGCGGGGGUCCUGGCGGAAUGGCCCAGGGACCCGGCGGUGGCGGACUCGGUGGCCUCGGAGUCGGCGUCGGAAUGGGCAUGGGACCCAACAUGAUGUCCGCCCAACAGAAGUCGGCCCUCGGCAAUAUGGCCAAUUUGGUCGAGUGCAAACGGGAGCCCGACCACGACUUUCCCGAUCUGGGCUCGUUGGACAAGGACGGGGGCAACGGGCAGUUUCCCGGGUUUCCCGAUCUACUGGGCGAUGACAACUCGGAGAACAACGACACCUUCAAGGAUCUCAUCAACAAUUUGCAGGACUUCAAUCCCAGCUUCCUCGACGGCUUCGAUGAGAAGCCGCUGCUGGACAUCAAGACGGAGGACGGCAUCAAGGUGGAGCCCCCGAAUGCCCAGGACCUCAUCAACAGCCUGAAUGUGAAGUCGGAGGGCGGUCUGGGACAUGGCUUUGGGGGCUUUGGCGUCGGAAUGGGCAUGGAUAAUCAGGCCAUGAAGAUGCGUGGCGCCGGCGGUGGUGGUGGCUUCCCCAACGGCCCCAACGGUGGCGGGGUUGGUGCCGGCGGCGUGGGAGGAGGAGGAGGAGGCGGAGGACAAGCCUCCGGUGGCGGGAAUCUCAUGUCGGAGCAUCCGCUGGCCGCCCAGACCCUCAAGCAGAUGGCCGAGCAGCACCAGCACAAGAGUGCGAUGGGCGGCAUGGGUGGCUUCCCCCGCCCCCCGCAUGGCAUGCAACCGCAGCAACAGCAGCAGCAGCAACAACAGCAGCAGCAGCAGCAGGCCCAGCAGCAGCAACAUGGCCAGAUGAUGGGUGGCCCUGGUCAGGGCCAGCCCGGACGCUACAACGACUAUGGGGGCGGCUUUCCGAACGACUUUGGCCUGGGUCCCAAUGGCCCGCAGCAGCAACAGCAGCCCCAGCAGCAGCAUCUGCCGCCGCAGUUCCACCAGAAGGGUCCUGGCCCAGGUGCCGGUCCCGGGCCUGGCAUGAAUGUCCAGCAGAAUUUCCUGGACAUCAAGCAGGAGCUCUUCUAUUCCUCUCAAAAUGAUUUCGAUCUCAAGCGCCUGCAGCAGCAGCAGGCCAUGCAGCAGCAACAGCAGCAGCAGCAGCAACAACAACAGCAACAUCACCAGCAGCAGCAUCCCAACCCGAAUGGCCCCAAAAUGGGUGGCGUGCCCAGCUUCAACAAGCAGCAGCAGCAACAGGUGCCCCAGCAGCAGCAGCAGCAAUUGCAACAGCAACAGCAGUACUCGCCCUUCAGCAACCAAAACGCAAAUGCGGCAGCCGCUGCUGCCAACUUCCUCAACUGUCCGCCCCGUGGCGGUCCCAACGGCAGCCAGCAGCAGCAGCAGCAGCCCGGUAAUCUGCCCCAGCAGCAACAGCAGCAGCAGCCGGGCGGCGGGCCACAGGGUGGUCCCCAGCAGCAGCAGCGUGGAGGCAAUGGGCAGCAGAACAAUCCAAAUGCCGGGCCCGGUGGCAAUGCGGCGCAGCAGCAGCAGCAAGCGACUACAACAACGCUGCAGAUGAAGCAGACGCAACAGCUGCACAUCAGCCAGCAGGGUGGAGGCGCGCACGGCAUUCAGGUGUCGGCUGGUCAGCAUCUGCAUCUGAGUGGCGAUAUGAAGAGCAAUGUCUCCGUGGCCGCCCAACAGGGCGUCUUCUUCAGCCAGCAGCAGGCCCAGCAGCAGCAACAGCAACAGCAACAGCAGCAGCAGCCUGGCAACGGCGGAAACAAUCCCCAACAACAGCAGCAGCAACCGCAUGGCGGAAAUGCUGGAGCUGGAGUGGGCGUCGGAGUGGGCGUGGGCAAUGGCGGACCCAAUCCCGGACAGCAGCAGCAGCAACCAAAUCAAAAUAUGAGCAACGCAAACGUAACCUCCGAUGGCUUCUCGCUCUCCCAAAGCCAAAGCAUGAGCUUCAGCCAACAGCAGCAGCAGCAGCAGCAACAACAGGCGGCGGCUGCGGCGGCGGCAGCAGCGGCUGCCCAGCAGCAACAGGCAGCCGCCCAACAACAACAGCAGCAGCAGCAGGUGCCGCCCAACAUGCGGCAGCGUCAGACGCAGGCGCAAGCGGCAGCUGCAGCAGCGGCGGCAGCAGCGGCGCAGGCGCAGGCAGCGGCAAAUGCAAACGGACCCAAUGUCCCGCUCAUGCAGCAGGGACCCCAGGGUCCGGGCGUUGGAGUGGGUGUGGGCGUUGGGGUAGGCGUCGGCAACGGGGGCGGCGGAGGCAUGCCCAGCAACGGGCCCGCCGGUGGACCCAGCAACGGUGCAAUGAAUCAGAUGGGAGGACCCAUGGGCGGCAUGCCGGGCAUGCAGAUGGGCGGACCCAUGAACCCGAUGCAGAUGAACCCGAACGCGGCUGGCCCCAAUGCCCAGAUGAUGAUGGGCGGCGGGGGAGGCGGGGUUGGGUCAGGUCCCGGCCAGGUUCCAGGCCCUGGGCCUAACCAGGCCAAGUUCCUGCAGCAACAGCAGAUGAUGCGCGCCCAGGCCAUGCAGCAGCAGCAGCAGCACAUGUCCGGCGCGCGUCCCCCUCCGCCGGAGUACAAUGCCACCAAAGCGCAGCUGAUGCAGGCCCAGAUGAUGCAGCAGACGGUGGGUGGGGGCGGUGUUGGUGUGGGCGGAGUCGGAGGAGUGGGCGUGGGCGGCGGUGGAGGCGGAAACGGCGGCGGGCGCUUCCCCAACAGCGCUGCCCAGGCGGCAGCCAUGCGCCGCAUGACUCAGCAGCCGAUCCCUCCCUCCGGACCGAUGAUGCGGCCCCAGCACGCGGCCAUGUACAUGCAGCAGCACGGCGUAGCUGGCGGUGGUCCGCGUGGCGGAAUGGGAGGUCCGUACGGCGGCGGCGGAGCGGGCGGACCCAUGGGUGGGCCCCAGCAGCGUCCACCCAAUGUCCAAGUGACUCCCGACGGCAUGCCCAUGGGAUCGCAGCAGGAAUGGCGCCACAUGAUGAUGUCCCAGCAGCAGUCGCAGAUGGGCUUCGGCGGCCCCGGACCCGGGGGCCCCAUGCGGCAGGGCCCAGGCGGUUUCAAUAGUGGAAACUUCAUGCCCAACGGAGCCCCUAAUGCGCCUGGCAAUGGACCAAAUGGCGGCGGCGCUGGCAUGAUGUCCGGUCCGAAUGUACCGCAAAUGCAACUGACUCCAGCCCAGAUGCAGCAGCAACUGAUGCGCCAGCAACAGCAACAGCAGCAGCAACAGCACAUGGGACCCGGGGCAGGCGGUAAUAUGCAGAUGCAGCAGCUCCUGCAGCAGCAGCAGUCGGCGGCCGGCGGCAACAUGAUGUCCACCCAGAUGCAGAUGUCCAGCAUGCACAUGACGCAGACCCAGCAGCAGAUCACUAUGCAGCAGCAGCAGCAGUUUGUCCAAAGCACCACCACGACCACGCACCAGCAGCAGCAGCUGUUGCAGAUGCAGGGUCAGGGCCAGGGAGGCGGUCCGGGAUCGGCCAGCAACAACAACGGAGGUGGCGGUGGCGGCGGCGUCGGUGCCGGUGGGGUGGGAGCGGGUGGUGGCAACGCAUCCAACACGAUUGCCAGCGCCAGCUCGAUAAGCCAGACGAUCAACUCGGUGGUGGCCAACUCAAAUGACUUGUGUCUCGAAUUCCUGGACAACCUGCCCGUGGACAGCAAUUUCUCCACGCAGGAUCUGAUCAACUCCCUCGACAACGACAACUUCAAUCUGCAGGACUUUAAUAUACCGUAGAUUCGUUGAAGUAGUCUCCACCAUACACCAGCACCACCACACACACCACCAGCACCACCAACACCACCACAUUGUUGCCUCAGUUUUGUUCACAAUUUUUGUUUUGUUGCCUAUUGUUGUUAUUGGUCUUGGCCAACCCCAUCCCGAAACGAAACGAGCCCGACCCAGGCCCCUGCCCAUGCCCAUGCCCAUGUCCCUGCCCAUGCCCAUGCCCAUGCCCCGUCCCUGCCAAUGAAGUUACUUUGUUUGUUAAUUGCGUGUGUGUAUUUAUACCUACUCGUGCGGGUGUACGAGUAUACCUAAGCUAAGUUCGUUCGUCUAUGUACUAUAAUUUCUAGUUUUGCUGGCUCCACUGUAGCGCAACGUAUCGUGUCGUUACGUAUCGUAUCGUAGCGAAUGUAUUAUCCGACCUUAGACAGGGUCCAAGGUGCAGGGCGUGCGGCCGCUGGGCGUGGUAGCGGCUAGAGCUCGCAAGACAUUCCAAACAACCAUUUAACCAUAUGCCAGGCCAUCAAUCAACUGAGGAAAAUCAAAAAGUAUUCACAAGUACUUUAAAAUCAACCAAAAUACACUGUCGCUAAUGCGUACGUAGUCAGAGUCGCAGCAGAAGCGACCUGCCACGCCACGCCUCGCCACGGCACCAGAACACUUAAGCACUUGUACUUAAUGCAAAUUUUGUGCCACGCCCAGUGCGUUGUGCGCCGCCCCCCACUUCGUUUGAUUACUUAAGCAAAAGCCGCAAGAAAAAAGAACAAAGAUUUUACAACAAGAAAAAAAAAC